GUUUGAAUGCUUCAAGACAAAGAACUCAGUAAACUACCAUCUGCUUUUUACCUUAGUUCUAUUCAGUUUAAUAGUAACCACAGUUUAUCUUAAGGUAAAAGAGCCUGUGUUCCAUCAGGUCAUGUAUGGAAUGUUGGUCUUUACAUUAGUACUUCGAUCUGUUUAUAUUGUUACAUGGGCUUAUCCAUGGCUUAGAGGACUAGGUUAUACAUCCUUGGGUAUAUUUUUAUUGGGAUUUUUAUUAUGGAACAUAGAUAACAUCUUUUGUGAUUCGCUGAGGAACUUUCGAAAGAAGAUGCCACCUAUCCUAGGUGUUACCACACAGUUUCAUGCAUGGUGGCAUAUUUUAACUGGCCUUGGUUCUUAUCUUCACAUCCUGUUCAGUUUAUAUACAAGAACACUUUACCUGAGAUACAGGCCAAAAGUGAAAUUUUUCUUUGGAAUCUGGCCAGUGAUCAUGUUCGAGCCUCUCAGGAAGCACUGAUGAUUAUUCCAUGAAGAGAACAAAAAAUACGUGCAUAUGCCUAGCAGGAUGAUAAGAAAUCUCUAAAAAUCUAAAUAUUCAAAUGCACCAUGACCAUCGCAACAGAGAAGUGACUUUCUGACCAAUGCUGCCAACCACACAGAGAAUGAAGAAUUGAUCCUGGUUGGUGUUUUGCUCCUGGCUUUAUAUUAUUUGUCCUCCUCAUCUUCAUCCUGAGGUGCUUUUAAAGAAACAGAUAUGAUGUAUAUUUAUGUUCUAGAAUGCUGGGGAAAUUGAGCUUUCUUAACAGGUUAACAGCUUGUGCUGGUCAUAGGAAAUUAACUUUUUUCUCUUUUUUGAUAAGGAUUGCAUGUGAACUAUAUCUUUUCUAAUAUUAAAUAAGGAAAAUAGUAAGGAUGACAGAGCCCAAUGUCCAGAUGGUCAACUGUGAGCCAGCAUUAAGCUGUGUCAGCUUUGAUUUCUACUAUUGUCAUGUUAACCUCGUACAUGGUUUUUCAAGAUUAAAAAAAAAACCUAGUUAUGGUAUUCUAGGUACUCUUUCUAUCAUCUGUCUCAGUGCAAGUCCAAGUAUCAUAAACAAACUCAGACCUGCCACUGGGUUCUAUACUUGUAUUGCCCAGAAUUUGCUGUGGGCUCUGGGGUGUAAGAGCAAAUAGAGCAAAUUAUAGCAAUGGAUCUAGUAUCCUUUCUGAAGCUCCACUGGGACACCUAGAAAAUGCUACACCUCUGGCCAGUUAAAAGUGGUUGCUUUGUUUCCUUUGGCAGAUCUUUAAGUUGCCACUGUUUUUAUGUUCAGGCAAACAUAAUUGAUGGUAUAGUCUACCCUUCUGGACUAACUUAUUUGAAGUUAUCAAGGAAUGUCAUAAAACUAAGACUUUUUACAUUAUGCAGUAUUUUCCAGUUUUCAGAGGGGCCAUGGUUAUGCCCAGGAAAGCAUGUCAAGGUAACGGAAGUAAAAUGGUCAGCAUCCUAGAUACAUAAAGUUUAUUAAAAUAAUCUGCUCCUUCAUUUUUAAGUUUGUAUGUUUUUAUUUUAUUUGUGGUACUGGGGGUCAAACCCAGGGCUUUGCACAUGCUAGGCAGAUACUCUACUAUUGAGCAACAUGCCCAGCUCCAGCUUCACUUUUUGAGGGAAAUAGAUACAAGCAUUGAGAACAGCUCUAACUUAUAACUUGCAAAACAGCCAAAAGUUGGAGGGCCAAGAAAUAGCAGUAAAGGGCCGGGAUUUAGCUCAGUGGUGCCACUGCCUGCCUCGCAAGCACAAGGCCCUGAGUUCGAUCCCUGGUACCAAAAAAAAAAAAGAAAUAGCAGUAAAAUAUCAUUGUAAAGCAGCUAGUUCUAAUUUGUUUGAAUGUAUAACAAAUAGAAUCAUUUUUCACCAAAAAAAAAAAAAUAAAGGGGCUGAUACAGUAAGUCCCCGUUUGGGGAAAAUUUUCAUAAGUGAGAUUCAUUUGUAAGUCUGACAAAGUGAGGCCUAUAUACCUUUGACCCAAAUAUACAAUGUAAAGCAUUAAAAAACUAAACAGAAAGGUACUGUACUGUACUAGUGUAUACGAUUGCACUGUACAGUAAGCACACAGCAGCACAACUGUGACAAUGUCUGGCAGACACAUGAGCUACAGAUGGUGCAUACCUGUAAUCCCAGCUACUAGGAAGGCUGAGGCAAGAGGUUUGAGUUCAAGGCCAGCCUAGGUAACUUAGUAAGACCCUCAAAAAAAGGAAGUUUGGGGUGUGUCAUAAUGCUUGCCUAUUGAGUGGUUGCCUACCAUGUACAAGGCCCUGGUUUGAGCUGCAGUACCACAAAAACAAACCUAUUUUGCUGCAAGAUCUUGACUUCCGACUGCAUUCACUUGUAAUACUUUGAGUUAUUACUUUUUAAUUAAUUUGUUUCACACCAUUAUAUUUUUACACUGUUCAAUCAAAUACUCUUCUGAAUAAAGAAUCCAUAUAUAGGAACAAAGCCACAUCCUUCAUCACAAUAUCGAUUUGUGAGACCACAUUUCUGCAGUGUCAAAGUCAGACUAAGAGUAUGACGUGCACCCUGAAACUGACAUCAUUUAGAGCAAUUUGUUCAUUGUGCAAUUCACAUACCACCAUGUAUGGUCAAUUGUUGAAUAAAAUAGUUCCGCACCUCACUUAUCAAGGUAUUUGCAUCCCUGAGUUAUAUGUAAGACUAAAGCCAAUUCCUUAGAGAUCUUUAUUUCUAUUGGGAGUACAGACAGCAUGAAAGUGCUGGGUAAAAUAUUUCAGAUGUGUUGAGCAGAAAGAGAUGAAACCAAACUUUAAUUUUCCAAGACAGUUUGUGCCUCAACAAUAGCUCUCUUAAUAAAAAAUGAAGUAAUACUUUC
This is a messenger RNA of Heterocephalus glaber (naked mole-rat), 2831 nucleotides long. The record is from RefSeq and is a predicted model, not a curated record. NCBI's taxonomy places the organism in Eukaryota, Metazoa, Chordata, Mammalia, Rodentia, Bathyergidae.